AUCUACAAAAACGCUGAUAAUUUUUAAACUCUUUUAAAAAAAAGAACCUUUCAUCAUACAAAAAAACAUUCAAUUGUGGAACUGAAGUAAAGAAGAAAAUAUGAUUGCUAGUGUUUACAGCAAGAAUAACUGCAGGCAAUAUUCGCACAAUGAGCGAAUAAUCGAAAACUUGAAGAAACAUUUGAAAUGGAACGAGUCUGAUCGAAUUCUUGAAAUCGGAGUUGGCGAUGGUAAAUCAACGACCGACUUGCUGUUUCCUAUUUUUCCAAAAAAUUUCAGAGAGUACGUUGGAAUUGAUAUAAGCCAAAAUACCAUCGAAUAUUUGAAAAGCCACAUCAAGCUAGACAAGUGUAAUUUCUACGAAAUGGACGUUUGCUGCGAUCGUUUACCGGAGGAAUUCGAAAAUAGAUUCGACCAUAUUUUUAGUUUCCAUUGUUUGCAUUGGGCUAGAUAUCCCAGAAAAGCUUUAGAGAAUAUAAAAAAAAUGUUGAAAUCUGAAGGUCAAUUUUUCGGCACGUUCUUAAUAAACGGGAUAUGUGAUAAACUGCUUUUUAAAUUAUCCCAAAUCCCUCGUUGGAGAGAACAUGGAUAUGGGAAAUACAUAUCUACAUUUUUCCAAGAAAAUUCAUCGAAUGAUUACUUUGAAAUGUGGAAGAAUCUGUUUGAAAAUUUAGGCUUUAAUCUUCAAUUGGCACACGUUGAUAAAUUUGUUCUUAACUUCGCCAAAGAGGAAAUUGCCGAUUUCGUAAUUGCAUUCCUUCCAACUUUAUCAGCCGUAAAAAAGGAAGACCUUAAGGAUUACACUCUUGAUGUUGAAAACGUAGCAAUAAGCAUCAGUGAAUUUGAUGAGAACAAAGAAACUUACAAAUUUCACAUGGAAGCAGCAAUUUUUAUGACUUCGUGAAUUCGAAUCCCGAGCUAUUGGAUUCGUACAAAUUAUAAUUAAUUUUAAUUUGUAUUGUAAAGUCCAUUUAAAAAUACGUUACCAAAAGAUAUAUUAUUUGGUCAAAAAUGAGUAGAUAUCUAUAGUUUAUUUAUUCAAUUUUUAGUGAUGUUUAUAGCAUAAAGA
Molecule: messenger RNA, 1069 nt
Organism: Phyllotreta striolata
Lineage: Eukaryota; Metazoa; Arthropoda; Insecta; Coleoptera; Chrysomelidae
Source: the annotation of a GenBank genome assembly